GUUUUUCUGAAUUGCGGAAUUACUCUAAUGGCACAACGAUAAGGGGGGAAUCGCUCGGGGCUGGCAGCGUGGAAACGGUAUUUUAACACAAGGCAUCUUUUGUUACCGCGAUAUGAUUUACAGCAGCUGCCGUGGUCCCACUCUGGAGAGAGGAGAAGAGGAGGAGGAGGAGGAGGAGGAUGAGGAGGAGGGAGAGAGAGAAGAAUGAUCAUUAAGAUAAAUAAAAUGCAUCGGGACAUUUCGUUUAAACGUGAACACACAUUCACCUUACGUAACCUAUAAACGCAUCAGUGGAGCCUGGUGCUGUUGUUGCCUCGGAAUAGCGUGCGCUCCGCCGCUGCAGGUUUCAGAUGAAGGGGUCGUUCGCCUGGAUUUCACUGGGCGCUGCGGUACCUUCAGGGGUGUUAAUGCGGUUGUCGUGUUGUAAACAAGAAUAUGUCAGCGGGGGAGCAGUGAGGGAGGCUCGUCUGGGUGCUUUUUAUUUGUAUGUUUUUUUAAUUUAAACGCACGUCCCGCUGGAAGCUGAGCACAAGGCGACUGAGUAAUGUUGUAAUUGGCGGUGCGCUGCGCUGCGCCGCGCCGAGCGAUGCGUCUUCUCGCAGCCAUGAGGAGGAGAGGACGAGUCUCAUCAUCCCAGGCGCAGGGGGAGCCGUCUAUUUACAGCUGAGGGCGUCCAGAUCUGCCUCUCAUGUCUGCGAUAUCCACAACAAUAGCUUCCAUGUUUCCUCAGCGAGCAGCAGCCCCCCCAGGCAUGAUCAAUACAGUCCAGAAGAUAUGAUGUUAUUAUUGCCUCUCCCCCGUGAGGACGCAGCGAUGCCCCAGCAGAGGGAGGACCCGGCUCCGUCUCCUUCCCGCCGCCUCGGCCUGGCAUCCCCCCGCCUCCAGACACUGAAGCCCGGCCACGACUUCCCAUGAGGCCACCACCAGAACUCAGCUCGACCGCUCUGUAUGGGGCCUCUCACAUAUGAAUUGACAUGGAGGAUGAAGAUGGGACUUGUCUACUUGAUGUUUUGUGUGACCCCCAAGCCCUGAACGACUUCCUUCAUGGGACCAAUGAGCUGCAGACUGAAGACCUGCUCAUUAACUCCUCCUCUGGGGAGCCCUCCCUCUUCACAGAUGCCCCGAGCCCCGUCUCUCUGCUGGGAGAUGGCAGGGAUUCCCCAGACACGCCUCCACCCGGGUGUGUGGAUCUGUCCUUCCUGGAGGAGGCCCUCCUGUCAUCGCCGGAGGGUGGGGAAGACCCACAGGUGGUGCAAGGUGGGACGCCUGUGGAGGCUGGAUUUGAGGCAAAGAAGGGAGAGGUGGAGGAAGCGGAGGAGGCAGAGGUGGCAUGUGAUAUCCUCCAGCAGAGCCUGCAGGAGGCUGAGAUCACAGAGCAGACCAUGGCUCUGGAGGCAGGUCUGGCCCAGACUGGGGACAGCCUGUCCCUGUACUCACCUGCCCCCCUCCUCUCUCCACCCACAGUACCAUUCAUACCCAAGUCUGUGACCUUGCCCGUCACGCCGGUGUUGCCCAGAGACACCCAGGCAGCAGUGGAACCUCCCCAGCCCUCCCUCCUGGCUGUCGGCCCAGGCUGCCCCUCUCUAAAACCUGCUGCCCCGCCUCAGCUGAUGGGGCUCCUCCCUGGAAAUGUGUUCCCUGCUGCUUCUCCAGAGACCUCCUUCUCCCUGAGUCCCGCACAGGGAUCCAGUAUGAUCAUCCACAAGGCUGUUCCCAGUAUGACCAGUCGUCCUCUCAUCACCCCGACCCUGAGGGCGACAGCAGCAGCAGCUCCGGGCAUCGUCCUGCAGCGCGCCCCUCUCCCCAUCCAACCCAAGCUGCCCAUCAGCAUCCAGCCAAGACUGGUUCAAAUUAGCCCCAAGCCUUCAGGGCAAAAACACACUCCAGGUCUCACGUUUGUCCCUGGGACUGCCUCACCAAAUAUUUUACUCUCCCAAACUCCAGGCGGGAAGCCUGCUGCUUCAACGCAGCAGCCCACCCAGCAGCUCCCCAAACCAGUCAGCCUGCAGCUGGUCAACCAGGGCGGCUCCUUCGUCCUCCAGCCUCAGGGACUCUUCCAAGGCCAAAACCAGUUCCUUCUUCCAGGCCAGUGCCCUGUCACGAUCUCCCAGCCUGCCAGUGCAGCUCGACCACUGCUGACCACCAGUCACCAAGGCCCAUCUGUCCACAGCCUGACUCCCUCCGCCGGGCAGCUUGUAGAUGGCUCUCAGAUUCUAACUGUGCCCCAAAGACAGCUGAACUUCAGCCCUGUCUUCACCACCCCUACAGGGCAGCUAGCACUCCGCCAGGCCACUGUGCUUUCAGGACCUUUGCAUCUACAGUCAGCGCCCCCCACUGUCUUCCAGAUGCCAGCACAGCUGGCUGGAACCUACACUCCGGGGGGACAGGGGCAACGUGCCACCCUGGUCCACAGUCCCGCUCUUGGAAACCACAUAACCUUGAUCAACAGUUCAGGGGUGCUUCCCCCAGAUCUCACCUCCAUCUCGAUCGUUAACGGCCCCUCAGUAGUUCAGGGGCUGCCCUUCGCUACCCCGGCCCCGGCUCCUCAGACAGGAAUGACAGACGCACAGCUGAGCCUCCAGCAGGCCUCCGUGGUGCUGCUGCCAGAACGAGCCAUCCAGGAGGAGAGGACCAGCUCCGAGGAGACCUUCCACCAAAUACCACAGCCCUACGGACACGUCCUCCAGCAUGUGUCUGUGCAGCCCCCCUCAGCAGGGCUGCAGUCCUCCUCUCCUCCUGUAGUCACAGUCCUGCAGCCUCCUCCUGAACCACCACCUGUGGAGAUCCCUAAACUUUUGAUGCCCCCAGCAGACAUGACCCAAGUAGUGGAGGACGUGACCCACUCGAUGAGUCAGAACGAGGCCUUUAUGCACCAUCUGCAACAGCAAGCACUUAGUUCUCCCAUCACAUCUGAGUUGUUGGUUGGAGCGCUGCCAGUGGUGCCGAUGGAGUCGCUCGCCUCCCCGGUCCCCAGUGAGAGAGAGAGCCAACCACAGAGCCACGCCGUCUCCGGUCAGGACGCCGUGAUGUCCGACCAGUGUGUCGAGGCUUCUCCGCUUCACUCGGACCCAGGCGACGCGCCGCUGAUCUGCCCCUCCCCUCCAAGUCAGGACGCCGACGGAUCAGCUCCAGCAACUUUCUCCCCUCCGACCGGGCCUCGGAUCACUCUGCCUGAAAGCUCAGUCCCACAAAUCACAGCGCCUGAGGUCCAGUACCAGGUCCCUCAUCAGCUCCAGGUCUCGCCGGCAUUAUUUGCCCAGAACCAGAUCCAGUCAUCAGUUUCCCAGCCUCUGCCCCAGCUCCAGGUCCAGCUGUCUGUCCCCCAGCCUCAGUCUUCAGUCAACACUUCGGUCCACAGCUCGCCUCUGCGUGUCUCGGUGCCUCAGCAGCAGCCUGAACCCACAGCUGCUGGUCUCUCCAAAGGAGGAGACGACUCUGCUGUCCAACAGCACACACAAAACAAGCCAACAGCUGCCUUGGUCGUGGAGAGUAAAGCGUUUACUCUCGAUGUCCAGCCACCCUCUCCUGCAGCCCAGGGAGUCCAAUCUCACGGGCCCUCAGCUCCCGGAGAGAGUGCCCCGAUCCAGACGAGCCAGCAGACCGGCACCAAGCUGGCAGGUCCUCUGGAGCAGCAGCGAGAGGAGAGGCUCACACCAGCAAUGCGCCGCCACAGGUUUCAGCAGCGGAUCUGUUUGGACCACGCAGCGGUUCAGAGCCCGUUCACCGGCCCGGCCUUCUCCACGCUGAAGGACGCUGUCAGACGCCUGCUGCCGUACCACACCUGCGCUGGUCACCUGCCCACUCAGGAUGACUUCAACUUAGUGGACCAGGAGUUUGACACCGUGUCUGGCUUCCUGCUGAAACGCACCAAGGACAUGGUCAACAAAUACAGGCAGCUACUGGUUAGAGAAGCCCAGCAGGAGAGUCCGUCGGCAGAGAUGGUGAUGCUGGAGCGUCUCUUCCUCCAGGCUGAGCGAUGCGCUUUAGCGGAGGACAGACGGAGAGUCCGCAGAGACCCAGAGUCAUUCAUGAUGGCCUUGGCUACAUCAGCGUCUUCCCCGCAUGGCGCCCCCUCCUCCGGCCCCUCCCACCCGGUCUCCUCUGGCAGCCCGUCCUCUCCGCCAGCCUGGACCACCAGACUGUCCGACCGGCCUCCGGGACUGAAGACGUACCGCUCCAGCUCCCGCGGGGCUCUCAGGCUCACCAUCAAGCAGGAGUCCGGCUCCCGUAAGGUGGUUCACAACUCGGCGUGCGACCCAGGACACAAGAGGGACCACAUGGGGCAGCUGACCAACGGCGGCGGAGCUGUGAACGAACGUCACUCUCAGGCACCCAACGGAGCACCCCAGCAUCCCCAGCACGACGAGGAGAUCUCCAACGGAGCUCUGCCUUGUGACUCGGCAGAGGAAGUCCCACAGACAGCGCCCAAUUCCAAAAUAAAAGCCCCAAACCCUGUUUCUAUGCCAGAGCCACAGGCUGGUGGCUACGAGUUGCCUCCCAGAGAUGUCAGCGCACCAAAACUGAAAUGCUACAGGUUGGAUGCGUCGCCUCGGCCGGAGCAGCGGUUCAGCCCGCCGCCUCCUCCGCUCCAAGAGGACAACAUGCUCAGUGAACAUCUGCAGAGCGCCAUCGACAGCAUUCUGGAGCUUCAGCGGCUGCAGGGCCCCUCUGCAGCCCCGACCAGGGCCACGUCAGGCCCGUCGCUGGACCAGGCUGUCACCAGCAUCCUGGAGGGACACCUGUGAGGUAACCUGCUCUGACAGGCGUCCACACAGACACAGGAACAGCUGUCUGAGGGGGGGGAGGAAGGUGUACUUGACUUCUUCUCUGUUCCCAGAGUUUAGUUUCUGGGUUUCAGAGAUCACUUUUAAUGAACUGAUUGUUUGAAAGACGAGAGAGGAGGUGGAAAAAAUAAAGAGGCACUAUAAAGAGAUGCAUACCAGACAACAGCACUAUCUAUAGUCCGAUAGAUGUUAGAUACUUCAUUUUGAUGUACGUUUGUGGAAAAAAAUCUAUUUGAAUAGGAGCUAUAUUGUUUCAGUGGUAGUUAAGUCAUUCAGAGGUUUACGACACUGGUGUAACCUUCAUCAGCAUAUAGUAUAUAAGUAAUAGUGAGGAUAACGAAAACGUGGACUAGACUGAGAUUAUUCAAUAGUUUUUUAUAAGAUUUCUUUCACAAAUGUGAAGUUUCUUUUGCAUAGUGCCAAGCUUCCAGGGUAUUUAUUUUGAUAAUCUGUGCCAAUUGUGUUUUCACAUGAGUUGCCGCGAGUGUGUGAUCAGCGUGUGUGUGUGUGUGUCUUUAUUUAAAUUGGUUUGCGUGGAUCUAAAGAGAGAGUGUGUGUAAACAUCGCAUCCUGCGACGGGACCGAACAUAAAAAAAACGAACCCUGCAGGCUCCAUCAUCUCGGCUUAUCGAAUGAAACUCCAAAGAAAUUUGUGACUUGCUACAUCCUGAAUACACCAGCAAAACGUCCAUGUUGUGUCUCUUCCCACAAACUGGAGUGUGUCCGUGUUAAAGCAGAAAAGAACCGAGGGGAACACAGAUCAGGCAGAGUCGUGCUUUUCUUUGUUUAUAAGUUCGGACCCUCGUCGUCACUCAUGGAGUCUGACUGUGAAAUAAUUGUAGAGAUUCUUCUCAUACUUUACGUAUUAACAUGCAAGCAAUAAUGAGUUAGGGUUGUUAGGAGCAGUGGUGGUGCAGCGAGGAGGGAGAGGGGAGGUCUUCGCCCGUCGUCGGAUGAAAACCAUGAUGACUAUUUUGUAAGGGUGUCACGAUUUUCAUUCUAAAUCUGAAUUUCCGCACGAUCAGUAUUUCUUCAAGUAUUUCCUUUCUCACCUGCUUGAGCACGUCCAAAGGAAAAAUCAGCACUCAAAAACUCACCUUUAGCCUGCAGCUGCACUUCUAGAUACCUGUCGUGAUUGCAUGGAGACGAUCAACUUUCUUUUUCUGAGAAAUCAAACUUUGUAAGAGACAAAAUUUCAAACCGUAUGUUAAAACUGGAAUCUAUUUUUGGCAAAAGUUAUUUGAACUUAACCUUCAAAAAGUCAACAUAGGAAAAGUCAAGCUGUUGUUGUAAAAUGCACCCUAUCCUUUUAAAAAAAAUCAGAAAUAAAUGUCAGGGCAUAAAACAAAUCCUGCUAAUGGUAUGUGUCCACGGGAGCCAUCAUCUGAGCAGCUGUGCAAUGCAUUCUGGUAGCAUUUUGUUGGAAACAGCCAAGUCUUCAAUGCUGAAAAAUAUGUUCAAAUCAAAUAAUUUAAUUUAAUCACGACCUUAAAAUCAAAACUCAAAUUGUGGAUUUGGCGAAUCGUGACGCCCUUAUGAAUGUAUCAUCGAAGCCCUGUGUAGUUUACAAAUUGUGUUUGGAGGGUUUGAGGGUCACCUAACGGCAUCAACGAUCCAGUUUGAGAAGGAAAAAAAAACACCAAAACCGCAGCUGUUUCUCACAACACACUGUACAGAACUUGAGCCUCUCUGCAUCAUCAAACAGCCUUUGACCAAAAAAAAAACAAAAAACUAAAGGAGUCAUCCGCUUCACGUUUUAGAUUCUCUUCUUUAUUUAUGAUACGAUCAGUUUGGAGCCCGCCGUACUGAGCCGGAGACUUAUUUUUCACGCAGCCAUCGUGGAGCAAUAUGAUUUUUUUUUUUUUUUUUGCAGCAUCUUAUGUUAACGUGACAAUCUUUUAUCGGUCUGUGUGGAAAAUGUGAAUCCUGUUCAUGUGAGAAUACGUGAGAGGUCAUGUGUGUCAGUUGUUACGACUCUCCCUCAUGAAACUUGUGCAAAAUAUUCUUUGUAGAUUUUACCUUGAAGGUCAAAAUGUUAAAGCCGCAGAAUGUCUCUAAUUUUUGUGAAAAAAUAAAUUCAUUAAGUUCAGAGCCGACCUAUUGAAGACACCGUCGGGGGCCAAGGUUUGACCUGUGAAUUGGAAAACGUUUAGAAUAUGCCUUAUCGUUAAUUCAACCUUUUAAGGAAAGAAAAAGAAAAAGAUUAUCAAUGUGAGGUUUUUUGGUUUUUUUUUGAAUACUGGUGUUCUGAAAUGUGAAAGUUAACCCGUUCCUUCAAGAAGAAAAAACAUAGAUUAACUUCCAGAGAUUUGGGGCUUAAAUCAAACCGGCCUUCUCAUGUCUUGAAUUGAUUGUCAUUGUUUUUUUAUAUGUGAAAUCGUCUUUUUGUUGGGAUGAACAAAAGGAGUUAUAAUAUGCAGUAAUUUAGUGUUGAGAUCCUCUGCAGUAGUUCAGGUGGACACACACCAGAGGAUUCAUGAAUACACUCUCAUGUUUGUGUGCGAAAUGCAGAGCUUCUGUAAGCAGCCGGUUAGCUUAGCAUAAGGUAUGAGCGGAGGCAAACAGCUAGCAUGGCUCUGUAAACCAGUGCUUCUAAAGCUUGCAAAAAACAAGUUGUAAAAAAGGGCGUGAUGCUGUGUUACGGAGGAAUCAUGUGCCAAAUUAUUUCUUUUUUAUGCAUCAAAUGACGACAUAGAAGAAGUCGCUUUUACCUCCAAAGAAUCAUCACCCAAACUCAUGAUCGCCGCAUUCUUUGUAAUGCAGCCCAGUUAAUCUUUCAGGGUUCAGAAACAUCCUCAUCUUUGUUUGAAAUUAUCUGAAUGGUUCCAUAUUAGGUGCGUUACCUGGAACAGAAUUCAUUAAAGGAGAUUAAAAACCAGACAUGUUUUUUUCUGGAGCUGGUAGAGACCAAAACUGGAGCUAAAAGAGAGUCAAUAUAAGACUAACAGUCACGAAACAGGACUAUAAAUAAACGCUUUACUAUGUUAAAGAAAGGAGAUAUUGCAGUAUAAUUGGUGAGCUCUGUCUCCAUCGUUAUGCUAAGCUAACAUACUAAUCACACAGACAUGAGAGCAGCAUCAACUUUUACCGUAACUGUUCACAAGAAGACAAAAUCUCCUAAAUUGUGUUUUCUUUAACAGAAUUUGUGCCAAAAUUACGUCCUGUGAGUUUGAGGUCGUGAAUCGUCCGGUGUGUGUCCGUCCUCAGAGGUUUCACUGUAAUGCAGUAAAGAUGUCAGAGUGUCUUUCACAACACAGGAUUGCACUCCCUGUCACCGCUAAAACGUCUCAAGAAGGGGAAUUCCACCAAAAUGUUUUUUUGUUUUUUUUUUUAAAUCUUUGAAGAAAGUAUUUCCCGACGUCCGCCCUCUUUUUUUUUCUCUCUCUCUCUCUCCUCUUUAACACUUUAAAGAGACUCAAGGUGAAGGAAGAAGUGAACUCUGGUGGAUUCCCUUUGAGCGAAGCAGCCUCAUGUGCCAUUGUUACUGUCGCGUUCUGUCUGCAGUGUCGAACACUGACCGUUAGAAAUGUGCUUAGUUCUGUCAGCAUUUUAGGACAAACUGAUUACAUCUGCAUGUUGAGCCAUUUUGGUAUUUAUUUGUAAAUGUGGUUUUUUAAAUUUUAUUUUAUUAAUAUUAUUUAUUUAUUUUUCUGACUGAACUGUGAAACCAGGGGAGCUCAUAACGCUACACUAAUUCAACUUCAGAUACAAAACAUUUGACUGACAGAUUGUUCUGAUGCCAAAAUCAAGAGGCCUUAAUUCAGCAAAACUAGAUUGUAAAAAAAGAAAAUGUCAUUCCUGACAAAAAAAAUCCAACUGAAGACUCCUUUGACCUGAAAGUCACGAGUGAUUCAUAUAUGAAAUGUUAAGAAAACCGCUUUUGUACUCAUUUUUACAGACUAUUUAUUAAACUGUGAUUUUGUAAGAAAUAAAAAAAACAAACAAACA
This is a messenger RNA of Acanthopagrus latus (yellowfin seabream), 8732 nucleotides long. RefSeq names its product BRD4-interacting chromatin-remodeling complex-associated protein. The record is from RefSeq and is a predicted model, not a curated record. Gene Ontology annotation, cellular component: SWI/SNF complex. Gene Ontology annotation, biological process: positive regulation of DNA-templated transcription. Bases 975 to 4745 code for a protein of 1256 amino acids. The transcript has 14 exons. NCBI's taxonomy places the organism in Eukaryota, Metazoa, Chordata, Actinopteri, Spariformes, Sparidae.